Molecule: messenger RNA, 1553 nt
Organism: Drosophila eugracilis
Lineage: Eukaryota; Metazoa; Arthropoda; Insecta; Diptera; Drosophilidae
Gene: Arr2
Product: phosrestin-1
Exons: 3
Coding region: 97-1302 (401 amino acids)
Biological process (GO): G protein-coupled receptor internalization; signal transduction
Cellular component (GO): cytoplasm
Molecular function (GO): G protein-coupled receptor binding
Source: RefSeq, a predicted model, not a curated record
CAUUUUCCUCCGCCGAACGGAAAACUCUAUAACGCGCAUCGCCGACUUAGCAUCGAACAAAGUUGAAUCCAGGAACUACAUCUUAAAAAAUCCAGUAUGGUUGUAUCCGUGAAGGUCUUCAAGAAGGCCACGCCCAACGGCAAGGUCACCUUCUAUCUGGGCCGCCGCGACUUCAUCGAUCAUCUGGACUAUUGUGAUCCCGUUGAUGGGGUUAUUGUGGUGGAACCGGACUAUCUGAAGAACAGGAAGGUCUUUGGCCAACUGGCCACCACCUAUCGUUAUGGCCGCGAGGAAGAUGAGGUCAUGGGAGUGAAGUUCUCCAAGGAACUGAUCCUGUCGCGAGAACAGAUCGUGCCCAUGACCAACCCUAACAUGGAGAUGACACCCAUGCAGGAGAAACUAGUCCGCAAGCUGGGCUGCAAUGCUCACCCAUUCACCUUCCACUUCCCGCCCAACUCGCCCAGCUCUGUGACCCUUCAGCAGGAGGGCGAUGACAAUGGCAAGCCUCUGGGUGUGGAGUACACCAUCCGUGCAUUUGUGGCCGAUUCCGAGGACGAUCGCCAGCACAAGCGCAGCAUGGUCAGCCUGGUGAUUAAGAAGCUCCAGUAUGCUCCCCUCAAUCGUGGCCAGCGUUUGCCCAGCUCGCUGGUCAGCAAGGGCUUCACCUUCUCCAAUGGCAAGAUCAGUCUGGAGGUUACGCUGGAUCGGGAGAUAUACUACCAUGGCGAGAAGACGGCAGCCACCGUUCAGGUUUCGAACAACUCGAAGAAGUCCGUGAAGAGCAUCAAGUGCUUCAUUGUGCAGCACACCGAGAUCACCAUGGUGAAUGCCCAGUUCAGCAAGCAUGUGGCCCAGCUGGAGACCAAGGAGGGCUGCCCCAUUACCCCGGGCGCCAAUCUCACCAAGACCUUCUACCUGAUUCCUCUGGCGGCCAACAACAAGGAUCGUCAUGGUAUUGCCUUGGAUGGGCACUUGAAGGACGAGGAUGUCAACCUGGCCUCAUCCACCAUGGUGCAGGAGGGCAAGUCCACGGGAGAUGCCUGUGGUAUUGUCAUCUCGUACUCGGUGCGCAUCAAGCUUAACUGCGGUACUCUGGGAGGAGAGAUGCAGACGGAUGUGCCCUUCAAGCUGCUCCAACCGGCACCUGGCACCAUUGAGAAGAAGCGCUCGAAUGCCAUGAAGAAGAUGAAGUCCAUCGAGCAGCACCGCAAUGUGAAGGGCUAUUACCAGGACGACGAUGACAAUAUUGUAUUCGAGGACUUUGCCAAGAUGCGUAUGAACAACGUUAACAUGGCGGACUAAGCCAGCGAUCUGUGGAACUAUCUUCUUCUAGCUUUGUUGUGAACCAAAUUGAAUUGAACCGAAUCGAAAGCACUGAAAACUUGUUGCAGCAGUCUCUCGUGGAGGCCACAAUCUUUGUAUUAUAAUCGUAUCUAUAACGCUCUCUGUGUAGUAACUUUGGUGGAUCUGGAGUUUGUACCCGUACAUAUGCAUGUUGAAGUGUUGAGCCGACCUCGUGUCCCUAUAUUAUAAAUGUGUUAUGGCUAUCAAAA